AUGAGUAAGGAAUUCGGACAGGCAGUGACCACGGGGUUUCCAGAUGUCUUCUCAGAGUCUUUGAAGUUUAAAGAUCGACCCAGAGCAAGGCAACCGCCGGUUGCAUGUCAGCCCAGCAACCCCCAGCAGGCCCACCCCCCCCCAGAGUCUAUAGACCCCAGUGAAGAGACCACAGACACAGAGGACAAUGAGGAGGAGGACCUGGGAGUUAGAGAGGACCAAAGGAACAUUAUCCUUCACCUGCUGUCACAGCUAAAACUGGGCAUGGACCUCACACGGGUGGUACUCCCUACCUUUAUCCUAGAGAAGCGUUCCCUCCUGGAGAUGUAUGCUAACUUCAUGGCUCACCCAGACAUGUUCCUGGCCAUCACCACGGGAACCACCCCAGAGGAGCGCAUCGUCCGAUUCGUCGAAUACUACCUAACCGCCUUCCACGAGGGACGCAAGGGUGCCGUGGCCAAGAAACCCUACAAUCCCAUCCUGGGAGAGAGCUUCAGGUGUUCCUGGGACGUCCCCAGAGAGAGAGUCCACCCACUUAGGACCAUGAGCUCUGCCCCUAACACUAACACCACACCCACUUCAAACCCCACCCCUAAUCCCGCCUCUUCCUCUAGAGGAUCUUCCCCUAAUCCCGCCUCUUCCUCUAGAGGCUCUUCCCCUAACCCCGCCUCUUCCUCUAGAGGCUCUUCCCCUAACCCCGCCUCUUCCUCUAGAGACUCCCCCCGGACAGGGACGGAGGGCGGGGGGGCUCAGACAGUGGACUGUUACCGGGUAAGGUUCGUGGCGGAGCAGGUAUCACACCACCCACCUGUCACUGGGUUCUACUGCGAGUGUGAAGAG
Molecule: messenger RNA, 840 nt
Organism: Coregonus clupeaformis (lake whitefish)
Lineage: Eukaryota; Metazoa; Chordata; Actinopteri; Salmoniformes; Salmonidae
Product: oxysterol-binding protein-related protein 11-like
Exons: 4
Cellular component (GO): intracellular membrane-bounded organelle; cytosol; membrane
Molecular function (GO): cholesterol binding
Source: RefSeq, a predicted model, not a curated record